Melanaphis sacchari is the source of this 2271-nucleotide messenger RNA. Its product is annotated as zinc finger protein Elbow-like. The record is from RefSeq and is a predicted model, not a curated record. The transcript has 2 exons. Gene Ontology annotation, biological process: negative regulation of DNA-templated transcription. NCBI's taxonomy places the organism in Eukaryota, Metazoa, Arthropoda, Insecta, Hemiptera, Aphididae. The coding region runs from base 344 to 1843 and encodes 499 amino acids. Gene Ontology annotation, cellular component: nucleus.
CACUCCGCCGCCACACUCGUGCCACAACAACCUCAGCGGCAGUGCAACACCGGAGACCGUUAACGUUCGACGUCCGUCUACGCAGCGGUUUACCGUACGCCUCUGUCGUCUCGUCGCGACCGUACUAUAUAAUUAUUAUUAUUUUAUGCUCCAGUGUGUGUCUGUGCGAUUCCACGCUACUCAGUUGAAAUAAAUUCUUUCAAUUUAUAUAUUUUUGGUUUUUAUAUUUUUGCAAACAUUGUUAACGAAAAACGUAUUUGUAUUAUUAUUAUUUCGUACGGGUUUUUCUACCCAGUGUAACUCGCCGAAUUCGACACUCGAGUGUGCAUGUGCAGUGCGAACCAUGAUCAUGAGUAACGAAAACCAAUACCUGAGACCGGAUUAUUUAACUCCUUUACCGUCGUUGGACGCCAAGAACAGUCCACUGGCGCUGUUGGCACAGACUUGCAGUCAAAUCGGAUCUGACGCACCGGCGCCGCAAAACGGCAAGACAAACUCGGAGAAGGUCGGCGGCAAUCACCACAAGAAGACGUCGUCAUCACUCUCUUCGUCUUCGUCGUCGUCUUCCGACCACGGAGGUGGCGGCGGAGGUGGCGGAGGCCGAGACAAGCGUUCGCCGUCGCUGUCGCUGUCGUCGUCGUCGUCGUCGUGUUCGAACAGCGGUUCGCCGACCGGUCGGACGUCUGCCGUCCACAAUCACCUGCAGCCGGCUCCGAUCACCCCGGUCACCGCCACGGCCCGGUCGAGUUUCAAACCGUACGAAUCGUGCGUUCUGCGACCGGCCGCCGAAGUGGCCGCGGCUGCAGCCGCCGCCGCCGCCGCAGCCACUACCAACGCCACGUCGAUCAGCCUGGACGCGACCAUAAGGAGAGCGACGCCUGUGGCCAUCAGUGGCGGAGGUGACCGGUGCAGCAGCAAGGAGAGCGCUUCGAGUCGCAAGUCAUCGGCAGAAGACGCGGCCGCCGCGGGUAGAAAACACGGCGAACAAUCGCACAGCAAACACUCGUCGUCGUCGCCGUCGACCACCUCGGUGGCCGCUCUGAUGGCGGCCGCCGGCUAUCCGUCGGCGCACCACCACCCGCAGUUGUCGGCGCACCCUCAUCACCAUCACCACAUGGCCGCGUUGGGCGGCUCGCCCCUCAUGAGCCCCUAUUUCAGACCCGGUGCCGGGGCGCCGCCACUGCCGUGCCGCGAUCCGUACUGCGCGGGUUGCCAGCUGGCCGCUCACUUGGCCGCCGGCAAACAACCGCCGCAGCCGGCGACCACGUGUCCGGCCGGUUGCACGCAAUGCGACGCGAGCCCGAAGACGGUGUCAGCCGCGGCCGCCGCCGCUGCGGCCGCUCACCACCAUCACCAGCAGACCGCCGCUCACCACCAACACCAACAGCAGCACCACCACCACACGAUGGCCGCGGCGUACGCGCACGCCCAGCUGGCCGCGCUGGCCGCGGCCGCCAGCCAAUUGCCGUACGUGUGUUCGUGGAUGGGCGCCGACCUGCCGUCGUACUGCGGCAAGCGGUUCGGCACGUCCGACGAGCUGCUCCAACACCUGCGCACGCACACCUCUGACCCGGCCGCCGCGCUGCCGCUGUUGCAGCGCUCGUACCCGACGCCGCCGCUCAGCCCGUCCGCCGCCGCCGCGGUCAGCAGGUAUCACCCGUACGCGACCGGCAAACAUCACUCGCCGUACGGUUUCCCGUCCGGUUACCCGUCCUCGCCACUGGCCAUGCCGCCACAUCCGGGCCUGCUGCCGCCGUACUUCCCCGCGGUCGCUUACUCGCCGUACGCCGCUGCCGCCGCCGCCGCCGCCGCCCCGCGACUGGGAACGUCGCCUCACACAUAAUUCUGCCGCCGCGGACGGUUUUAACGAUUUGUUAAAUGUAUUAUUAUUAUUAUUAUUAUUAUUAUUACUGCGAUCGUCGUACCGCUCUGUUAGUCGCGAUGAGCGUUUGUUAGUCGACUAGCGAAAUUUGUUUCAAUAUUUUUAUUUACGUUUAUCUAAAGUGCAUGAUUGAUAUCGUCGUCACAACAAUACAAACUGAGUACAUAACUAUAUACCAUUACACCAGCCAUUAUUAAACCGCAGUCGCUGCUUCUUUUCAUUACGUUCUAUAGGUACGCGUUAAUUUUUAUUUCGUUUGAACGGCUAAAUGAUUUACUGAAAUUUGAUAAUUGACCCGCCCGCUUAUUGUCUUUAUUGGUUUUAUAAUAAGUUAUUGCAUAUAGGAACCUAUAUAAAUAUAUUUUUUUAUUUUGUUAUUGACUACGUUA